Messenger RNA from Melospiza georgiana, 4998 nucleotides. Its product is annotated as trichohyalin-like. The record is from RefSeq and is a predicted model, not a curated record. The coding region runs from base 1 to 4998 and encodes 1665 amino acids. The transcript is spliced from 5 exons. Gene Ontology annotation, biological process: cellular response to cytokine stimulus; regulation of phosphatidylinositol 3-kinase/protein kinase B signal transduction; positive regulation of cell cycle G1/S phase transition. Gene Ontology annotation, molecular function: transition metal ion binding; calcium ion binding. NCBI's taxonomy places the organism in Eukaryota, Metazoa, Chordata, Aves, Passeriformes, Passerellidae. Gene Ontology annotation, cellular component: cytoplasm.
AUGUCCCCGCUCUUGGACAGCAUCGCCACCAUCGUCGGCGUCUUCCAGCAGCAUGCCCGGGGAGAUGGGGACGGCUCUGGGCUCAGCCGCAGGAGGAUGAGGGAGCUGAUCCAGAGGGAAUUCGCAGAUUCCCUGGUGAAGCCACAUGACCCUCAGACCAUCGAGAAGAUCCUGCAGUUCCUGGAGUGGGAUGGGGACGGGGACAUCGAUUUCAACGAGUUCCUCCUCCUGGUGUUCCGUGUGGCCAAGUGCUGCUUCUGGUUCCAGCCAAGGGCCCCGUUCCUGGUGCAGAGGACAAAGCUCCCAACCGGCGGGAAAUCCCUGCGGGAGACGGAAUUCAGGAGCAGAGGGAGCCGCCGGCAGCUCCAGGAGGAGGAGGAGGAGGAACGACAAACCCGGGAGAGGAAUCGUGAGGCUGAGCUGCAAGGAGACCUCAGGGUCAGGGAGGGGGAAAUCUCAGAGGAAACGAGGAGGGAUCAGCAGGAACGUCGCACACGGAGCAGGGAGGAACCACGCCAGGAGCUGAUCCCUCGGGAAUGCCGGGAAUGGAGCCAGGAGCCAUGCGAGCAGCGGGAGAGCCGGAGAAGGCGGCAGCCCCCGGAGCCAGACAGAAGAGAGGGAGAGAGGAGAGACCAGGAGGAAGAAGAGGCAGACGUGAGGACAGGCAGGCAACGCCGGGAACCCCAAGCACGGCCGGACCGGUGGAGCUGCCAGGAGCAAGGGCGUGAUGAAAGAACCCAGUGGCCACGAGGAGCAGAUGGAGAAGGAGACAACCGGCCACGGGAACCCGAAUUGCUCCGGGAGGAGAGGAGCCGCCACCGCCGGCGUGAGCUGGGACAAAGGGAGCUGGAAGGGAGAAGGCGCCGGGCGGCUGAGCUGGAAUGUCCGGAGUCCAGGAGGCCACACCAGUCGUACCUGGAGGAACCGUUAGAGAUCGACCUCGGGGAAUAUGAUGGAAGGAGACAGAGAGAAUCAGUGAGGUUUGAAAGGGACAGAGAGAUCUCAGUGGCAGCAGCUGAAGUUGACGUCAAAGUGCGCCGUGAGAUCCGGGAACGAGGUGAGGAGCUGGGGAGGAGAGAACGUCCCUGUGAGCGUGAGGAGGAAGAGAGGAGAAUCUCCCGGUUCAGAGAGAGGGAUGAAGCCGUGAGGGAGAGGAGGAUUGAUCAGCAACGGGAGCUGGAGGUAUCUGAGCGCCGGGCACGGGAAAGGGAGGAAGAAGUGGCCAGAGUUGGCCAGAGAGAGACACGGGACAGACGAGAGCGAGACAUCCGUGAACUUGAAGAUGACAGAAGGAGACAAAGAGAAUCAGCGAGGUUUGAAAGGGACAGAGAGAUCUCAGUGGCAGCAGCAGAAGCCGAUGUCAAAGUGCGCCGUGAGAUCCGGGAACGAGGUGAGGAGCUGAGAAGGAGAGAACGUCCCUGUGAGCGUGAGGAGGGAGCAGAACCAGAGAGGAGAAUCUCCCGUGUCAGAGAGAGCGAUGAAACCCUGAGGGAGAGGAGAAUCGAUGUUGAACGGGAGCUGGAGGUGUCUGAGCGCCGGGCAUGGGAAAGGAGUGAAGAAGUGGCCAGAGUUGGUCGGAGAGAAACACGGGACAGACGUGAAAUUGGUGAAAUUCGUGAGAUUGAUGAUGAUGGGAGGAGGCAAAGAGAAACCCUGAGGUUCGAAAGGGACAGAGAGAUCUCAGUGGCAGCAGAAGAAGCUGACGUCGAAGUGCGCCGAGAGGAGCUGAGAAGGAGAGAACGUCCCUGUGAGCGUGAGGAGGGAGCAGAACCAGAGAGGAGAAUCUCCCGGGUCAGAGAGAGGGAAGAGGCUGUGAGGGAGAGGAGAAUCGAUCAGCAACAGGAGCUGGUGGUGUCUGAGCACCGGGCACGAGAAAGGGAGGAAGUGGCCACCAGAAACCUGAGAGAGACAUGGGAGAGACGAGAGCGAGACAUCCGUGAGGCUGAAAUAGAUGCAAGGAGAGAACAAGAAGUGUAUGACAGAAGAGAGAUCUCAGUGGCAGCAGCUGAAGCCGACGUCAAAGUGCGCCGUGAGAUCCAGGAACGAGCUGAUGCAAGAAGACAAAGAGAUUCAGAGAGGUACGAGAGGGACAGAGAGAUCUCAGUGGCAGCAGCCGAAGCCGAUGUCAAAGUGCACCGUGAGAUCCGGGAACGAGAUGAGGAGCUGAGAAGGAGAGAACGUCCCUGUCAGGCUGAAGACAGAAGAAUUUGCCCCAGAAGAGACAGGGAAGAGCCCCUGAGGGAGAGGAGAAUCGACCAGGAACGGGAGCUGGACCUGGAGGGCUCUGAGCGCCGGGCAAGGGAAAGGGAGGAGAGACAAGAGCGAAAAAUUCGUGAACUUGAAGAUGACAGAAGGAGACAAAGAGAAACUCUGAGGUACGAGAGGGACAGAGAGAUCUCAGUGGCAGCAGCCGAAGCCGAUGUCAAAGUGCGCCGUGAGAUCCGGGAACGAGGUAAGGAGUUGAGAAGGAGAGAACGUCCCUGUGAGCGUGAGGAGGAAGCAGAACCAGAGAGGAGAAUUUCCCGUGUCAGAGAGAGGGAUGAAACCCUGAGGGAGAGGAGAAUCAACCAAGAACGGGAGCUGGAGGUGUCUGAGCGCCGGGCAUGGGAAAGGAGUGAAGAAGUGGCCAGAGUUGGUCGGAGAGAAACACGGGACAGACGUGAAAUUGGUGAAAUUCGUGAGAUUGAUGAUGAUGGGAGGAGGCAAAGAGAAACCCUGAGGUUCGAAAGGGACAGAGAGAUCUCAGUGGCAGCAGAAGAAGCUGACGUCGAAGUGCGCCGAGAGGAGCUGAGAAGGAGAGAACGUCCCUGUGAGCGUGAGGAGGGAGCAGAACCAGAGAGGAGAAUCUCCCGGGUCAGAGAGAGGGAAGAGGCCCUGAGGGAGAGGAGAAUCGAUCAGCAACGGGAACUGGUGGUGUCUGAGCACCGGGCACAAGAAAGGGAGGAAGUGGCCACCAGAAACCUGAGAGAGACACGGGAGAGACGAGAGCGAGACAUCCGUGAGGCUGAAAUAGAUGCAAGGAGAGAACAAGAAGUGUAUGACAGAAGAGAGAUCUCAGUGGCAGCAGCUGAAGCCGACGUCAAAGUGCGCCGUGAGAUCCAGGAACGAGCUGAUGCAAGAAGACAAAGAGAUUCAGAGAGGUACGAGAGGGACAGAGAGAUCUCAGUGGCAGCAGCAGAAGCCGAUGUCAAAGUGCGCCGUGAGAUCCGGGAAGGAGGUGAGGAGCUGAGAAGGAGAGAACGUCCCUGUGAGCGUGAGGAGGAAGCAGAACCAGAGAGGAGAAUUUCCCGUGUCAGAGAGAGGGAUGAAGCUGUGAGAGAGAGGAGAAUUGAUGUUGAACGGGAGCUGGAGGUGUCUGAGCGCUGGGGACGGGUAAGGGAGGAAGAAGUGGCCAGAGCUGGCCGGAGAGAGACAAGGGACAGACGUGAGCGUGAAAUUCGUGAACUUGAAGCUGAUGGGAGGAGACAGAGAGAAUCAGUGAGGUACGAGAGGGACAGAGAGAUCUCAGUGGCAGCAGCCGAAGCCGAUGUCAAAGUGCGCCGUGAGAUCCGGGAACGAGGUGAGGAGCUGAGAAGGAGAGAACGUCCCUGUGAGCGUGAGGAGGGAGCAGAACCAGAGAGGAGAAUUUCCCGUGUCAGAGAGAGGGAUGAAACCCUGAGGGAGAGGAGAAUCAACCAAGAACGGGAGCUGGAGGUGUCUGAGCGCCGGGCACGGGUAAGGGAGGAAGAAGUGGCCAGAGUCGGCCGGAGAGAGACACGGGACAGACGUGAGCGUGAAAUUCGUGAGAUUGAGGCUGAUGGGAGUAGACAGAGAGAAUCAGUGAGGUUUGAAAGGGACAGAGAGAUCUCAGUGGCAGCAGCCGAAGCCGAUGUCAAAGUGCGCCGUGAGAUCCGGGAACGAGGUGAGGAGCUGAGAAGGAGAGAACGUCCCUGUGAGCGUGAGGAGGGAGCAGAACCAGAGAGGAGAAUCUCCCGUGUCAGAGAGAGGGAUGAAACCCUGAGGGAGAGGAGAGUCGAUGUUGAACGGGAGUUGGAGGUCUCAGAGCGCCGCAGCCGCCGGACACAGGACGGUGAGUCAGAAGUGACCAUCACUGACCAGAGUGAGGCACGUGAGGAGAUCAGGCUGGAGGUCCUGGAGGAGGAAGAUGAGGAGGAGCUGGAGCAGGACCAGUACCGGUACCAGACCCUGGACGUGGACACCAUCGAUCUCUGCCCUCCAGGACAGGAGGUGCCCAUCAGUGACCUCCGGGUCCGGUACCGCCCCGCCGACCCCGACGUCCGGCCCGAGGUCCGGCUGCUCCCCGAGCCCGUGGAGCCUCAGACCGUGGCCUACCUGGUGCACGUCAUCCAGAACCAGCAGGACCCCAAAGCCGCCACCUACGAGAUCGUGUGCCACCAGCCCGGCCAGCGCGGCCAGCCCGUGCGCGUCCGCACCUGCUCCGUGUCCCCGCGGCCACCGAGCGACCACAGAGACCGCCCCGAGGUGCCACCAUCCAAACGCCCCCAGGAAAACCCUGGUGAGGGCCUGGAUGAGCCCAGGGAAAGAUCCGGACAAGAGGUGAAGGAAGGAGCCCUGGAGGAUUCUGGAGCCCUGAAGGAUUCUGGAGCCCUGAGAGAUUCUGCCGAUCCAGAGGCCGUGAAGGGCGAGCGGGUGAAAUCCAAGGAGCUCCGGAGGCGCCCCGAGGUCCCCGAGGCGGAGCAGGAGCAGCCCCAGGAUGAGGAGCCCCAGAAGGCCCCGCGGGAGCGGAGAGAGCGCCAGGCCGGCGAGGCCAAGAGCAGAGUCCCCCCGGAACGCCGGGAUCCAGAGCGGAGAGACCCCGGAGAAACCCUCGGGGAGGGAGCCCAGGAGGGCGAGGAGGCUCCCGAGGAGGAACCCAGCAAGAGGAGCCCCCGGGAAGCGGAAAAUUCACGGGUUUCUCAGGAUGGUGGCACCAAGCAGGGCCAGGAGCCCCCGCAGGAGGCUCCGAGCCGUGCCAGGGAUGAAUCCAAAACAUCCUGA